GCCCUUGGGGUCUCUGCCAACUCUAUAAUGACCCUCCUCAAAAAGCUUCUUCCUCCACUCUCUCCACUUCCAGAGCGUCCUGCCAACCUAACCAAAAGGUUAAAAAGACUGAAGUGGGCAGCAGAUCCCGAUCACUUCAAGGGAUCUGGCAGCUCUCCGGCACCUUCCUAAGCGGCGCGGGGGGCGUUGCAACUCCUUCCGACUUGCCAAACCUCCUCCCCUCCGAGCUUUCUCUCCCCUUUCUCCAUCGAGCCCCGUUCCGGAGUGAGUGUGGAGCCCCUUGGAGCCUCCCUCCCUUCUCUUCCCGAGGCGGGUGGGCCAGGGGCCAUUGCGGAGAAAGUGCCCCAGGGCGACCCGUCUCCUCGCCCCCCCCCCUUCCCUUGGCAGCGGCAGCGCUCUCCUCCUUCGCCUUCCCCUCCGGCGCCCUGCGGCCGCUUCGCCAAAAGUUCAUGCCCCUUGGAGAGUUUGGAGAGGGACGCGCAAAGCCGGGAGAGGAACUCUCCUUCCCUCCCCGGGCUCUCAGAGUCCUGCGGACCGGGCGGCAAGAAAGGUGGCCUUCUUCCCUUCCUUCCUGCCUCCCUCCCUCGUCUGUGCCUGCAAUAAAGAGACUUUGCGCCGAGCAGCCCCCCUGCCCCGUCCCGAUGCACCGCCUCGCCUUCGUCCUCCUCCACUUGGGAGCCUUGGCCAACUUUGGGGACCCGGCCGCCCCCAGCGGAUCUAUCCGAGCCUUGCGGGCGUCCAACCUGCGGAGAGAUGAGAGCAAUCACCUCACAGCCUUGUACCGUAAAGAAGAGACCAUCAGCGUCUGGGAACAUGGCUCUAUCCACAGUCCACGCUUCCCACAAAGUUACCCCAGAAAUCUGCUGUUGACAUGGAAGCUGCUUUCGCCAGAGAAUGCAAGGAUACAGCUGGUGUUUGAUCCUCAGUUUGGACUGGAGGAGCCAGAGAAUGAUAUCUGCAGAUACGAUUUCGUGGAAGUGCAAGAUAUUUCUGAAAUCAGCAUGCUGAUCCGAGGACGGUGGUGUGGAUACAAAGAAGCUCCUCCAAGAAUAACAUCAAAAACAAACCAACUGAAGAUCACCUUCAAAUCAGAUGAUUACUUAGUGGCGAAACCUGGAUUCAAGAUUUAUUAUUCCCUGGUGUAUGAUCUUCAGGAUGUAUCUGUAGCCAACUGGGAAUCAGUUACCAGCCCUGUUAUGGGCGUUUCCCAUCAUUCUUCAUCAGUGACUGAUCCUACUCUAACGGCAGAAGCUCUGGAUCAAACCAUUGCUGAAUUUGAUACCGUGGAGGAACUGCUGAGGCAUUUUAAUCCAGACACAUGGCAAGAGGAUAUGAAGAAUCUGUACACAGAAACUGCGCCACCUCGAGGAAGAAGUUUCUAUGAGAGAAAGUCAAAAGUGGAUUUGGACCAACUGAAUGAUGAUGUGAAACGCUACAGCUGCACACCAAGGAACUAUUCUGUCAACAUAAGAGAGGAGCUGAAGCAGACCAGUGUGGUUUUCUUUCCACGCUGCCUUCUUGUCCAACGUUGUGGAGGAAACUGUGGGUGUAGCUUCACACGUUGGAAGUCCUGUACCUGCACCCCAGGGAAAGUGGUGAAAAAAUAUCAUGAGGUGCUGAGAUUCACCCCUGAAGCAAGUCCUACCUGGUGGCGGCGCAGAACCAAGAACAAUAUGGCACUAAUUGAUAUUCAGCUGGAACACCAUGAGCGUUGUGACUGCAUCUGUAGUGCAAGACCACCCCGAUAAAAAAGAGAGUAGACCAACCCAUUUGCAGAUUAAUGGACCUCUUCCUCUAGAAAUUGGAGCUAGCCUUAGAGCUUCUCCCAGUGGCCAAGUUUGCUGACAUCUCGAGUGUACCUGGUAGAGAGACCCACAGCCUUCCGAUGUAUAGUCCUAAGUGCCAUGACAGUUAACCAUUCAUAACACAGAUUUCUAUAGAUAAAUGCAAAUCUGGAUUUAAGCAUUAGAAAACAAGAGAAACCUAAGGGGAGAAAUCUUCAGUGUCUCCGCUGAGAUCUAACUUAUACAAUGGCACUGAUUUUUUUUUUUUUGGCUGAAUUUUCUUAGUAGGCUUUCUAAAUCCUAGAUGCAAAAGUUACACAUGGGUAUGUAUGCAUAUAUUCGCAUACCUUUGCACACAACUCUACAUACAGACCUAUUGAACUAAGCACACUUAAAAUGUAAAUAAGGGAUGGGGGCAUAUAUAUAUAUAAAGAUAAUAUCAGUCCAAUUUAUAUACAAAUUUCCCAGUCAAGCAAAAAUGAAUAAAGGUUUCCAGCUGGGGAUCUGGUGUACUUCAUAUAGUAUUGUGGUGUUGCAUGGGGGAAACAGUGGGAAUGCACUUGUAUAUGCAUUUGAGCAAGACUGAACAUUAAGCAAGACUGUACAUUAAGCAAUCUAAGCCAGAGGAUGUUGGGACUGGCUUAUAGUCUUCUGCAUGUUCAUAUACUUUUACAGGUUAGUUUAGAACUUCCCAAAAAACCUGACCUAUUUUCAUUCAGGUUCCAAGCUCAAAAACACCGUAAUGUAUAUAAAAUUAACUAUACAAAGGAUAUUUUUAGUCUGUUCAUGUGGAGUGCACUGACUCAGUGCCUCCUGACUUCUUAAGACACAGGGAGACUCAUCUUCAGUGUGGAAAGAAGUCAAACUGUUUUCCAAAUAGUAGUAUAAAUGUCAGUUUGUUACUCAUAUUAAAGUUUCAGAAGGUCAUACUGGAAUCUUCAGUUUGCUCUGUCUUGUAUAGAAAGAUCCCAGAGUACUGGAAGGCCCUUGAGUAUAACAUUUUGUGAGAAGCCACCAUAUACCAAAGAAUUGAUUGGUUCCUAGCUUCCAUAGAAUGGAACACUUCUGGACUUUGCAUAAAUGUCUGGGAUGGCUCGAUCUACAACAUAAACAAAGACCAUGAAAUGCUCAGAAGGCAUUUUGAAUAAAGAAACAAUAUGACCCAAAAAUGCCCUGAUUUCUAACCUGUUUGAGUGAAAUUCCAUUGGAUAUCUGGAAACUUUACCCCUUUUUCCAGUUCCAUUUUCACUCAUCUUCUGUCUUUAAUUGUUGUUAGACUGGAUCAUUUUCAAAUGUCUUUUAUAACAGAUACUCAGCAUUUUGUAUAAUACCUUUGAGUAGUCUAGUUGCUUAGCAUGCUGUUAUUUUACUUACGGCAAUCCUUCUAGGCAAGUCAAUAUUUCUAUCAUCCAUGUUACAAAAAAGAGACUAAACUGAAAUUUGAACCAGGGGUUUCCUGUGUUGUAGCUCAAUCUCUUAGCUACUACAUUAUUUCUUCUUGCCUACAUACCAAUGUUAAGAGCAAGAGGGAGUUCUAGUUUUAUAGGGGAGACUUAAGCAGCAUUCUUGUAGCCACAUGCAAAAUGCUAUGCUAUAUACAGUAGUCUUAGUUAAUUGUCUUUAGUAGCUUCCUUGGGCAAUUUUGACAUUUUAAAAAAAGUUUGUAUUUUAUUUUGAUAAGACACAUUAAUGCCUUGAACCUCACCCAAUCCUUGCCAAACAAUUCAAAAUGUUUAUUAUUUUUGCAGAACAUAGAUAUUUUUCAUUUACCACCUGGCUGUUGGUACAACAGAGUACUGAAACACUAUAGCAUAGCCAGCUUCUUCUGUUUUUGAAUCUAUUAUGAGAGCAACCUUCAGUUAGCACAAGGAAGAGAUUGUCUCAAUUUGUGUGUGUACAUAUGUAUAUCUUUCAAGUUACCCACAACAAAAUGUAGGUCAGCUUAUGGCCAAAAGGGAAAUGACAUUUUGAUUGUGAAUAUAAUGGAGAAAAUAGGGUGGAAAGAUUCAUAGGCAAAGGCUUAUAUUUAAUAAUAGCCCGAAGCUUCAUUUCAAUUUUAAGCAUUGCUUUUUUGCUUCCUGUCUUUAAGAAAGAAAUACAUGAUUUUAUCAUAGGUUUCAAUCAUUAAUCAAAAAAUUGUUAUCAGGGAAUAUUGUAAACCAUUCCUGUUUGGAUGAUUGCAUCAGUUGUAGAAUUCUAAUAUCUCCAUUUAUUAGAUUGGCAUCUUUUCUUAAAAGGGUGUGCUACAUUCUCCAUGUAUUCUAUAUCAGUAUCGAACUUAGUGUGCAUGAGCAAUUCUCCAUUUCCGUUUCUGGCAGAACAUUUAUGGAUCCAAACAUGAUUUGUCCCUUUUGUUUUCUCCUUUGCUCAUAUUGGUGGAUUUUUUCACUUUUCUAACUGCACCUUCAAAGCACUUAAUUCAUGAUGUUUCUAUCAUGAAAGAACAGUACUAAAGUCAAUGAUUCAAACAACCUUUAUAACCUAUGUUGGAGAAAAAAAAUCACAAUUCACCUUUCACGUUUUUGUCUGAUUCUUGCCGGAAUCUCACCCCAAAGCUGGAAAACUAGCACAUAAAAUGUAUGAAUUUAUAUUGUGUAAUGAAAAUUAUUUACUAAAGUCUAGUCUAAUUGACACCACAGCAUGGUGUUUAAUUGGUUCCAUUUAAAUUAGUUCCAUUUAGCUUGACUAAAUUGAAUUUUGACUCUUUUCUUAAAUGUGGAACCAGGUCAUCCUACAAUCAAUUUCACAGCCAUGAGCAUUCAGUAAAUAUUGGCAAGAUAAUAACUGGUAGAUGGACAUGUUUGUUCAACUUUUAACAAGAAGAGAUUGUUCUGACUUUAUGACUUUCUCAUCACUUCACUAAAAACAAAUAGCUAUUGUAAUUGUUGCUAGUUAAGUGUUUAUAGCUAAGUAGUAGAGCAUUUGGCCUGAACUGAUCUUGUAGGAAAGUGAUCUUAGAUUUGAGAAAAAGUUACUGGUUUGAACUACAGUCCCUUGAAUCUCUCACAAUUCUUAAUGGUCCUUGGCCAUGAGGGUUGGAGGACUCUGAAAGGUGUCGCCCAAAAGAGUAACUUUUUCAAACACUGAUCUAGGCACAUUUCAGUUUUCUUUAUCGGGCACAGACAUCUCUUAGUAAUUCUGAUGAUUUCCAUUUUACCUUCCAUCCUUUCUAUCCUGCCCAUACUAAGACACAGGCAACAGGUAACUUGAACUGUGAACUAGAUAUUUUGUUCUGCUUUUCCAACUCAGUUUUGGAAGUUUCGGUGGUGCUCAGACUACACUUAGAGCAGGCAAAUCAAGUAGUUCAUUCACUGACUGUUCAUUGUACAAUCCAAAAGGGGAAAAUUAACUAACCAUUAUACGAAUGACUUCCAGAGACAACGUACAGAAUCAACUGUUGGACGUUCAGGAGAGAAGCACAGUAUGGCUAAUUUCUUUUUCAAAGGAGAAGUGGGAUUAUUUGUAGAACCCUGACUGAGGGUUGAUGGAAAAGACAUGAUUGACAUGGUGUGAAUAUGGGCUAUGUAAAUAUUCUACCCACUUUGGUGUCUAUGACAGACCAAUGUUAUAUGAGGAUAUCAGUCAUACAUGUGUGAUAGUCUACUUGGGCUUAGUGACAGGCUCUUCAAAAAUGAGAGGGACUCCAUAAAAGCCUAUGGCUUGAUUUUGCAUUGCAGCACAAAAGUUAGACAGGCAUUUGAACUGGCAUAUAGUAUGUAUACCCAUAUAGGAUGCAAGAAAUAAACCUGCAAACAGUCUUAAUAAUAAUCAAAUGUAAUAGUCAAGAAAUGUACUAUGAUGGGCAGGCCCAAGAUUUUUGUUGCCAAAUGCAAAGGACAAAUAGGACAUACAUCAAACCUCAACUUCCCAAAGUUAAGUAGACUGUCAGGUUAACCUUAUUUCAACACUGAUGAUGGGACUGUGGCCUCUAUAAUCCGGAAGGACAAAAAACUAGGUCAUGAGUCUUGCUGGGUCAUACAAGAGAGAAGAGUAGGCAAGGGCAUAGGAAGAAGAAAGGGGAGGUGUUACCAGUCCUGCAUCUGACACCAUUGCUUCAUUUUUUCCAACUCCUGUUUUUUUGCUCAUAUACAGAUUCUCAGGGCUAAUACCAUAUGUCACAUUCAUACACGGUGGAUAAGGUUAAAUACUAUGGAGAAAUGGAGAACAGGGUUGUCCAUCAUCAGCAACAGGGUUGUAGCCCAUUGGUCAUAUGCAACUCCAGGACUGUUUUUGUGGCCCACCAAGAUUCUCGCCUGGAAGUCAAUCUAUUCCUGUAAAAAUGGCCUCUCCUGGGCCUCAACUGGCCCAAAGAGGUCCAAAAAUAUGCUAGUAUUGAGUGUCGGAGUACCUAAAAUUGGAGACAUUAGGAAUUUUCAAAAAGUCUAUUAUUUUGGCCAGGUAUACAGCAGGAAGACAUAACUAUGCAAAGUUCCCUGGGGGCCAACCUCUGAUAGUUAACCUCACCACCUUAGUGACCUUAGAUCUCGUAAAUGUUAUACCAGCAUAAUAAAUGCUGCAUGCUCAACAUCUGAUUACCAGUACUUCUCUCCUUUCUCCAAAGUGUUAACACAAGUGGCUGUCAAUAAAGCAACAACAGGUUCAUUCGGAGAUGGCAAAUUUGAAGAGAAACCAUAGAACCAUUCACCCACAGGUAUAUAUUGUUGCAAAAAACCUUAAGCAAAAAGAUCCCGAUGUCUAUUAAAGUCCAUAUGAUUUCUCUGAACAUAAAUCAUGUGAAUCCACCAGGAUAGUCUCUUGUAUUGUCUCUGUUCUGAUUUUCGCAAUCACUUCUCUCUUUCACUUCUCUAAAGCAAGUACUGAUUUCAUAAUGGGAAAUACAAUUUUGAAGCAUUUUUAAAUAACAUAUUUUCAACAUCGUUCUGCUAAGCUGGGAAAAUAGCUUUCAUAAUAAUCACUGCAUUCCUUUAUGAUAGAUCCCGCUUUCUUAUGUGCAAUUUUGUAUAUGGAUUGUUAUUUUUGUUGUUAUAUCCCUAAAAUGCUGCCUUUUAUAGACUGACAUUUGGACAGUAAGCACAUGCAAUAUUUGUCUUCUCUAUUCACUUAAAAAUAAAUGGUAGCUUUUGAA
Messenger RNA from Anolis carolinensis (green anole), 6870 nucleotides. It is a transcript of the gene pdgfd, whose product is annotated as platelet derived growth factor D. The record is from RefSeq and is a predicted model, not a curated record. Gene Ontology annotation, cellular component: membrane. Lineage: Eukaryota; Metazoa; Chordata; Lepidosauria; Squamata; Anolidae. Gene Ontology annotation, molecular function: platelet-derived growth factor receptor binding; growth factor activity. Bases 450 to 1748 code for a protein of 432 amino acids. The transcript has 7 exons. Gene Ontology annotation, biological process: positive regulation of protein autophosphorylation; positive regulation of cell migration; platelet-derived growth factor receptor signaling pathway.